This is a messenger RNA of Cadophora gregata, 828 nucleotides long. RefSeq lists its product as uncharacterized. Lineage: Eukaryota; Fungi; Ascomycota; Leotiomycetes; Helotiales; Ploettnerulaceae. Gene Ontology annotation, molecular function: oxidoreductase activity, acting on single donors with incorporation of molecular oxygen; ferrous iron binding; zinc ion binding. The transcript has 2 exons. Bases 1 to 828 code for a protein of 275 amino acids. The record is from RefSeq and is a predicted model, not a curated record.
AUGUCCACCCGCGCCUCUGUAGUUGCCGUCUGCCAUGGCGGUGGACCACUGCCAGUCCUCAACGACCCUGGUCACGCCGAACUCAUAAAAUCGAUGUCCACUCGCGUUCCCAAGAUUCUCAAGCUUGGGACACCCCAAGCACCACGUGCCAUCGUCCUCGUGACUGCACAUUGGUCUGAAAGGCAACCGACUAUCAGUAAUGCCUCGUCACAUAGUCUGUAUUAUGACUAUGGCGGUUUCCCGGCUGAGGCGUACAAGUUGAAAUAUCCUGCACCGGGAAGUCCGGGGGUUGCGGAGGAGGUGUUUGAUGUUUUGAAGGGGGCAGGGUUUCAGCCGAAGAUGGAUGAGAAGAGGGGCUGGGAUCACGGUGUUUUCAUACCAAUGCUCCUCAUCAACCCAAAAGCAGACAUCCCUAUCGUCCAGCUCUCAGUCAUGCAAUCAGCCUCUCCAAAACAGCAUUUCGAGAUGGGCAAAGCACUCGCUCAAUUACGAGAUUCCGGCAUCGCCAUCGUAGGAAGCGGUAUGCCAACGAUGCACAAUCUCCGUGCUAUCUUCUCAGGUCAAGCAAGUGAGAGUAAUUACAUGAGAAAGAAUAAAGAGUGGAGUGAUCGUCUGACGAAGACGGUCACUAUCAAGGAUGCAGAAGAGAGAGGGAAGACGUUGGAGGGGUUUAGGGAUUGGGUGGGAAGUAAAGAGGCACAUCCUAUUGGUGGAGAGGAGCACUUUCUGCCGUUGGUGGUUUGUGCGGGUGCGGGGGGAGAUGGAGAGGCUAGGGCUUUUGGUGAUGAUCUGAUGGGCUCGAAGCAUUUCUCGUAUUACUGGGAAUGA